UAGGAAGAUGGCGUUUGGAAAACUGUUGUUAAUAAUGUUAUGGAACUUUAAGAUUCAAUAAUAAUUAAUAACAAUUAAUGUUAUAUUUAAAAUUUAGACAACGAUAUCCAUUAAGCAAGGGGAAAUGCAGUCCUCAGAUGGACUUCCUGGGUCAUCAGACCAUCGUUUAGCUUUAGUACAUGAAAUGAGUUCCCAUAACUUUGAUUUAAUCAGAUUUGCUUCAUAUCGUACAGCUGUGAAAUUACGAUUCAUUCAAAAAAAAGUUAGCUUACAUACAGUGGAUAUAUGGAAUGUUAUAGAAGCAUUUAGAGAACAGGGUUUACAUACAAUGGAAUCAUCAAAUGAGCUUAGUGUGGCAAGAUUAGAAACAUUAUUGUGUUCAUUGUAUCAUAGUCUUAAUAAGAGAGCCCCACCUACUCAACAAACACAUGUAGAUGUGUGCUCCAGUUUGCUUUUAAAUUGGCUUUUGGCGGCAUAUGCUACUGUUGAAAAUGUGGGAAAAAUUAGAGUUUUUUCAAUAAAAGUAGCACUGGCAACAUUAUGUGCUGGGAAAUUAAUGGAUAAAUUGCGAUAUAUAUUUUCACAAAUAUCUGAUAGCAAUGGUUUACUUAUUAUGUGGAAAUUUAAUGAAUACUUAGAAGAGGUUUUAGCUCUUCCAGCAGCAGUAUAUGAAUCUCCAACGUUUAGUUAUACAGAUACUUUAGCCUCCUCAAUUUUUAAUACUAACGCCAAAGUUACAGUUAACGAUUUUUUGGACACAAUGAUGUCAGAUGUUGGACCUCCAGCAUUAGUGUGGCUUCCUUUACUUCAUCGAAUUACUUCCGUCGAAAACGUUGUCCAUCCCGUUCAAUGUGAUGCAUGUCAAAGAGAAAACUUUACAGGAUUUAGAUAUCGUUGUCAGAAAUGUCCUCAUUACACUCUCUGCCAGGAAUGUUUUUGGAGAGGUCGGGUGACCUCACCUCACACUUUAGAACAUCAGAUGAAAGAAUAUGUCACUUUUUCUCCCACAAGAACUAUUAGUCAUUCCCUGCGAAAAUCGUUUCGAUGUGUUCCUGAUAAACAAAAAAAUAACUUGCCAAGAUUUCCAGAGCAGCCAGAAAAGACAUUAAACUUGUCUCAUAUAGUACCGCCGUCUCCUAUACCUUCCCACAAUGGAUUUCCUGAUAGCACCUUUAAUACAUUUGAUGGUAUGGGCAGUUUAGAUAGCAGGACUACCGCCAGAAGUUUGGAUAGUGCUAGAGAUGAUGAACAUCGAUUAAUUGCUCGAUAUGCAGCUAAACUGGCACAAGAAGCUCGAUCGGGAAUGCCUCGAGAAGUAUAUCGUAAGAAUUCCUUAUCUCCAGAUACGGGUAGAGUACCUUCAGAAGCAUGCUUGGGCAUGGAUUCAACCCGAGCCCAGAAAGAAUUAAUUAAUCAGUUGGAGGCAAAAAACAGGGAGAUCAUGAGAGAAAUAGCAAGGCUGCGAAGACAGCAGGAGUUAGAGUGUAGUGGCCAUGGCCCUGAAAAUCCUGCUCUCAUGACAGAAUUAAGAGCCUUAAGGAUGAGGAAAGAUGAACUGGAAGCCCACUUGACAACUUUGCAGGAUUCUCGUAGGCAGCUGAUGAUCCAACUGGAGGGACUUAUGAAGAUGUUAAAGAAUCAUCAGUCGUCACCUAGAAGCACACCCAAUUCGUCUCCGCGGAGCACUAAGUCUCCGCCCUUACCUCAGAGUAACAUGAUUGCUACGGCACAACCGGGGGUAAGAAGUGCUCCUCAAACACCAAUGAGUGUGACUCCACCCACCGUUCAGUCCAUGUCUGUGAGUCAAAGUGAGCGAGUUCACGUGGUUCAAACUGUGCCCGUCUUGCCCCCACCCGUGAACAACGUUCCCGUGGAAAAACAAGAACGUAGCGCUCACAACGUUAAUAGCGAUAACGUAGUUGGGGUUGGUGACGUAAGAAACGCAUUUGGUAACUCAAAUAAUGGCACCAAUACGCCUAGUUCUGUUGGAAGAUCUUUACGGAACGAUCUCCUAGUGGCGGCGGAUUCAGUUACCAAUGCAAUGUCUACGUUAGUUAGAGAACUUAAUUCAGAAACUUCACUACAAAUACAUAGUAGUGGUAUUCGAAAACCACUGGAUUUCGAAGACGAUGGAGAAGAAGAAUCGGAGGGUGGUUGGCAGCAGGAACUUCAAAAACGAUAUGCCCAGGAAGCCAAGUUUAUGGAGGAAUUAAGAGCACGAAAUCUAUCUAGUCCAUCCGAAUUAAAUCCUCAACAAUUUCAGAACAUUCAGGCCCAUCAUGUUAUUCAAAAUCAUCAAAAUUUUGGUCAUAUCCAAAAAGUGGAAGAUAAAGAAGAAUCAUCGGAAGGAGUUCCAUUAAACGCUGAAAACAUUCAACAGCAGAAACAACUCGAACAAAACGAUGUUAAUAAUGAUGGCUAUAUGCAAAAUGAAGAAAACGAAAACACAAAUAAAUCAAAAGAAAUGCUAGAAUGGGAGGAAGCAGUUAGACGUUGGAUUAAUCGUUAAAUAAACUAUUCAAUUAAUGUGGUAGAAGUAAAUUAUUAGCAUUGUAUAUAUUGUCAUUAUUUCGUCAGAAAAAAAAAAAAUUCGUAAACCAACGCUAGGAAAUUGUUACUAUUAUCAAACACUGCAGAUAAUUAUCAUUGUCAUCAUAUACAUUGUAUUAAUUUAGUUGCAAUAAGUGUAAAAUUAAAAGCAAACGUACUACGUAUCAUGUGAAUUAAAUAAAUUUAAUGGUUGAUAUGCAUAUAGUUAAAACAGUAUUGAUACUUUUCAUUAUGCAGGAUGUGUUAUGAUCACUCAUAUAAGAAGAAAUAUGUAUCAUGCAAAAACUACUUUUAGUAGAAAUAAUUCUUGAAUACAAUUUUGUUAAUUGUAUAUACAAAGUGGUUUAACACUAUAUUUAAUAUAAAGGUAUUAUCAAUCCAAAAAUCCUUUUUUUCACAUUUAAUUUUUUGUACUUUUAAAUCUUUUCAUUUGGAUCUAUUUAAUUGAAAUGUCAUUUGCAGCAACAACGAGUAAUCUACAUAUUAUAAGCUAUUAUAAUAUGUAAAUUAACGUAUUUUCAUAUAGCUUCAAAUUUCCAUGAAACAAAAAAAAUACAAAGGACGAUAAAUGAAUAAAUGGGCGAUUUCAAAUUAAAAUAAUUCAUUGGUUUCUAAUCUCAAAUCAAUUAAUAUUAAAUCGGUUAAUUAAUAAAUUUAAUCAGUUAAAUUAAUUACUUGAGCAAUUCAAAAGUUGGUAUACCAUACCUACCGUUACCUUGGCUUCCACAUAGCAAUUGGCGACCUUGAUUCUUCUCUUUUUGUUAAGUAUUUUGGCAUGAUGGCUUAUUGGUUGGCUAACUAACCAAGCUUUUUGACCAUAAACGAUUAUGUCGAUGGAAUCACUUUUUCAGUCCAAUUUUGCAACUAUUUUAUGUCAUUGGACGAGGUUUGAGUAAAUGAGCUGACUUCGGCUUUCAAUUUUCAGGUCUGUUUUUUGAUGCCACGUUGUUAAAAUUAUCAAUUACAUACCAAAAAGAGAUCGGUUUGAUAUAAGAUGUAAAUAAAAAUUAAUGAAUUAUUUGACUUUGAAAUAACUCAUUUACUUUAUUUGUAUCAGUUUUAUUGUCCAAAACCGAUAAAAGUUUGUUGAUGUUAUACUCGUCUAAAUAAAAACCGAUCAUUUAAAUAACGAAUGCAAGAUACUCGCAAAGCAUUGUACUGUUCUUUUACGUAAAAACCUAUAUGUGUAUCAAUAUGGUAGACUAAUAAAUAAUAGUUGAUGAAAGAAUCUUCAGUUACAUUAUCUAGUUGUUAUAAAACCCUAACAAAUAAGUUCUAGUAAGUGUUGUUUCCUUUUUAGUGUUUAUUUAAAAUAACUUGCGUUAGAUAAUAUGUGGAAAAUACAAACAUUAACUCUAAAAUUACAUACGUCAUGUCUUCUAUUAAUUAUGACUUUUUAAAAUAUAUUAGACAAUAUCAUUGAGUACACGACAAUAAAAGCAGAUACUAUAUUAAAAAAAAAAUUAAUGCGAAUAGCUCUGUGUUAAAUAAAUGUUAGGGACAUUACUACUAUCCUUAAAAUAGUUUUUAUAUGUAAAAGGGGAAUACACAAAUGAAAUGAAUUAGUAAAUGUGAA
This is a messenger RNA of Agrilus planipennis (emerald ash borer), 4126 nucleotides long. RefSeq names its product dystrobrevin beta-like. Bases 125 to 2509 code for a protein of 794 amino acids. Gene Ontology annotation, molecular function: zinc ion binding. Gene Ontology annotation, biological process: synaptic signaling. The record is from RefSeq and is a predicted model, not a curated record. The transcript is spliced from 18 exons. NCBI's taxonomy places the organism in Eukaryota, Metazoa, Arthropoda, Insecta, Coleoptera, Buprestidae. Gene Ontology annotation, cellular component: synapse; plasma membrane.